This is a messenger RNA of Ctenocephalides felis (cat flea), 2721 nucleotides long. RefSeq names its product two pore calcium channel protein 1-like. The transcript is spliced from 14 exons. Gene Ontology annotation, cellular component: lysosomal membrane; endosome membrane. Gene Ontology annotation, molecular function: monoatomic ion channel activity; voltage-gated channel activity. Gene Ontology annotation, biological process: transmembrane transport; monoatomic ion transport. Lineage: Eukaryota; Metazoa; Arthropoda; Insecta; Siphonaptera; Pulicidae. The coding region runs from base 16 to 2469 and encodes 817 amino acids. The record is from RefSeq and is a predicted model, not a curated record.
CGAACUUUUUCAAACAUGGCUUCCAUUCGCGGUCCUUUAACUCCACCUGAUGGAUAUUCUAGAUUUAAUAAUGAAAUUAAUAAUCCGACAGUGUCAUAUGGAUCUAGCAAUAUCAAUCUGCCUCUCAACGGGGACACCUCCACCAUGGGCAGUAGAUCUAGUCUUAACCGCGACUUGACGGGCUGUGAAAAUGAUAGUGACUAUUGGGAAAUGAAUUAUCACGAAGCCGCUAUAUAUUUAGAGGAGGGUCGUAGAAAUGAAAAAUUUGACGCUCACCCGCGACACGUGUCCGCAUUACCAGCCUAUAAGCUUGUACAUUCCACAUGGUAUCACUUAGUAGAUUUAUCAGCUGCCAUAGCUCUCCUGGUUUUAGCUGUAGCAGAAGAGCCUGCAGCAGAAAGAUUCAGAGUACCUAUAGCAGUACAUGGAGUUUUAGAACUUUUAAAUUUGACUGUGAUUGGUGUAAUGUUAUUUUUAAAGCUGAGAUGGAUUGGUUGGAAAUCAAUACUUAAUCACAAAAGGACCAUGAUAAAAGGAAUAACGUUAGGUGUGAUGAUAAUAGAAGCCUUAGUUGUUAUUUUGAGAAGUACAUCACAUUUCAGAGUAACCAGGGCUUUUCGACCAAUGUUUCUAGUAGACACUAGGGCAUGUGGAGGAGUUAGACGAUUUGUUCGACAAGUUCUUCAAUCAAUGCCUCCUAUUUUGGAUAUGUUAGGACUAUUACUAUUCUUCAUAACAACAUACACCCUCGUGGGAUAUUUGCUAUUUUCUUCACAUAUCGAUCCGAGACAUUUUGGGUCGUUGGGCGACAGUUUUGUUAGCAUGUUCGUCCUUCUUACAACUGCAAAUUAUCCAGACGUGAUGAUGCCUGCUUACUCAUACUCUUGGUGGUAUGCGAUAUUUUUCGUAUCUUAUUUAGCGAUUGUGCUUUACGUCUUAAUGAAUUUGAUGUUAGCCGUUGUUUACGAAGCUUUUACCAGAAUCGAAAGAGACAAAUUUAAAGCGUUGUUACUGCAUAAGAAGCGAGCUUGCGAACUUGCACUUCCUCUGCUUCAGGAGAAAAAUGGAAAUGGCAUCAAAUUUGAACAUUUCAAAGGAGUUAUGAGAUACUAUGCACCAUACAAAAGGCCGUUAGAAGUUUUACUUAUGUUUUUGUCUCUGAAUACGUCGAAUACCGGUCUUUUAUCUCCCAAAGAAUGGCUUGGAGUUUAUGAGGCAUGUAUGCUGCAUUGGAAGAGGCAGGGCGAUUCAUUGCCGUGGUUCUACACCGCAGCAAAACCGCUCAGAAUUAUUGGAGAAUUGGCGCAGAACAUCGUCAAAAGGAAUUUGUUCGAGAUCGUAAUAUAUUGCUUAUUAGUAUUAAAUGGUUUGUGUAUGAUUUUUCAAUUAUGGCGCGGAGUCGAGCUCUUGAAUUCCGGCCAAGCAACAAUUGAGGACGUCGCUACAUAUUUUGCAGCGGAUGUGGACAGCGCUAUUUUUCUAGCAAUUUUUACUCUUGAGGGUAUGAUUAGAAUGCUGGCGCUAGGAAGUAAUGUUUACUUUGCAUCCGGCUGGAACGUGUUCGACUUUUUUGUGACAAUUUUAGGAGUGAUGGGUGCCCUGUUCAUGAGGCUUGACCCAAGUUUAGUUGCAUUAGCAGUUCUUAGACCCUUGAGACUGAUGCGUUUAUAUAAACUGAAGAAAAGAUAUCGAGAUGUUUUUGGAACAUUGGUAUUGCUUUCGCCUCUUAUGUGUUCAGCCGCCCUAGUCAUGUUAGUUUUGUACUAUUUCUAUGCAAUAAUUGGAAUGGAAUUAUUUGCUGGUUAUGAUAUGAGAAAUUGUUGUGUGAAUACUUCAGUAGAAGAUUUUUUCAAAUAUUCAGCAAAUUCAUCUACGCCACUAGGAUACUAUUACUUAAAUACUUUUGACAAUAUCUUAAGCAGCAGUUUGACUCUUUUUGAAUUGACAGUUGUUAACAAUUGGUUUAUUUUAAUGGAUGGUUACGCAUCAGUAGCAGGACAACCGAGCAGAUUAUUCUUUAUGCUAUUUUAUUUGUCGACCAUGAUUGUAUUAACAAUUGUUGUAGCUAGUGUCCUAGAAGCUUUUAGGUUCAGAAUACAAUACAAGAGAAGCACCAGCAAAAGAGAAGAGGAAAAAAUGUUGCAUGUUGAAGUACAUGUAACAUGGUCAAGACUAGCCGGUCUAUUAACUUAUCCACCGGUUUUGACGGAGUUGGAUGAUACUAAUAAUGUUCACUUAGGCAUACAGACUGAAAAUGCACAAAAUAAUACUACAACAUUUACUGGUUCGCGUCCUAGAACUCGUGAAGUUUUCCAAAGAAGAAUGUACAGUACAGAAAUUAAGCAGUGGCUGGAAGACACGCAAAUGAAUCAUUUGAAUGAUAUACAACAAAAUGCAGCCCCGAACGAAACCAUUGAACAACCGAGACAUCAACCUACUGAUACAGCAAGGCUUAUUGGAACCCAAUAGUAAGAGAAAUGAGAUUUUAUAGUUUUAUAGUGCAAAAUUGAUCUAAUCAGACAUAAUCUACUAUAUUCUUUUCGGAAUAAUAGAAAAUAGUAGUGACGUUUUUAAUAGCUUGACAUAUUAUUAUUUACAAAACCUUCAUAAUUAAAUAAUAAUUUAAAACAUUUGGUCAUCAGUACCAUAAUAUCGUUCUAAAACAAGUUACCUUAAUUUUAAGUUUUAAAACUCUGACUUAUUUAUUCUUAUUUCAACUAC